AUGACGAAAGAUAUAUUCCAAAGCGGCAAAAGUUUUGUAUUCGGCGGUCGUCCCCACAAAGGGCCAAUGCAAGCUCUAGGUGGUACUAAAGGACAGAUGGUCAUCGGUGAUGGAAUGAUGCCAUUGAUGUACAAUAUCGCCAUAGAGGUUGCAGAAAAUGCCACCAAACGCGGCGAACCGACGUUAACAGAGGCCCAGAUUAAUCAAAUGAAGGAGAUUGCUCCUCCCAGCGAUGAAGCCAGUCCGCUCUCUGGACUGAAUACCCUCAGCAUUAACUUCCUCAGCGGUUACGAUGCGGAUCGGCCGGAUAUGCCAGUCCAAUUGAUUUAUGAGCCUGCAGACUACCGGCUUUUCUACACGCCGGAGAACCUGGUUGACCCUGCGACUGCUUGGAUUGCUGCUGCUAGGGCGCAUUGGGGCAAUGGACCUUCUUUGAAUAGAUCCGGUUCCAUGUAUGCCAGUCAUCACCGGCGUGCAAUGCUUUAG
Molecule: messenger RNA, 486 nt
Organism: Penicillium cosmopolitanum
Lineage: Eukaryota; Fungi; Ascomycota; Eurotiomycetes; Eurotiales; Aspergillaceae
Product: peptidase S41 family protein
Exons: 2
Coding region: 1-486 (161 amino acids)
Source: RefSeq, a predicted model, not a curated record